Molecule: messenger RNA, 1529 nt
Organism: Strongylocentrotus purpuratus (purple sea urchin)
Lineage: Eukaryota; Metazoa; Echinodermata; Echinoidea; Camarodonta; Strongylocentrotidae
Product: LDL receptor repeat-containing protein egg-1-like
Exons: 7
Coding region: 226-1143 (305 amino acids)
Cellular component (GO): plasma membrane
Molecular function (GO): protein binding
Source: RefSeq, a predicted model, not a curated record
UCUCGAAGCCCGUCAUUUUUCGCGCAGUUUUGUUCCUUCAGUUUCCGGUCUAACUUUAUAUUUUGCGAUUUCGGCUUUCUGUUCAUUCUUGAUGAGUGGUUGGAGGAAAGUUUCAGUACGUCACUAUUCAUGCUGGGAUUCUUAAUUGUGUUGCUAUUUCACCGUAGCUUUGACCGAAAUUAAUGAUCAAAAUGUAUUCUAUGUUGAUUCUAUUUUCCUCAGAGUAUGAAGAUGGCGUCACAAACCAUGAUUGCUCUCUACUUUCUGAUUGCCUCGGUCGUGGCAGCAAGUGCUUUAGUCCAGGAAGAGAACCAGGGCGAGAGCCCCGACGUUUGCGGCGAAGACCAGGGUCAAUGUUACUUUGAUAAUACGUGUUACGAUGCAAGCGAUGUAUGUGAUGGUAUAUAUGACUGCCCAAUUGGUAUCGAUGAAUUCAACUGUACAGGAUGUUUCGCAUGUAGUGGAAGCUCCAAGUGCCUGAAUGAUUUUCGGGUUUGUGACUUCUAUAUCGACUGCCCAGGACAGGAAGAUGAGUCUGAGAGUCUCUGUAGACAUUCUGAAUUCAUCAAGAAUGUUCAGGUACCAACUGGAGACUGGGUGACUAUUGACCAACGCUCUGGUGGUGAUGAGAAUCGCAACACCCCAGCAAGCAACUUCAAAAAGUUCACACACUAUGUAUUUCAGGGCGAACCAGGUACAACCCUUUUCAUGGAGUUACUGAAUUUUACCUGGUCUGAGGGCCCGCUAGUCUCCUUGCACGAAAUCUCUGCUGGUGCUGGAGACGACCCCACAGACGAUGCAACUCUUUACGUUUACUUGGCAUAUGGAGGUUACGCAGCAAGCAUUAGCAACUCUUGGAACUUUUCUCUCAAGAGCAACACAGGUUAUGCUCUGAUCAAUUUCCCCAAAGGCAUAAAUGCUUCUGUCCAGCUACGGGUCACAGCCAUAGCAUGCGAGAGCCAUGAGAGUCUAUGUAUUGGAUCUCCUCACUGCGUGGACUGGGCCAAUGACAAGUGCAAUGGGGAAUACGAGUGUGUCUACAGCCAAGAAGAUGAAUUCAAAUGUGACGGCGAUCUGGGCAGCGUUUCACAAAACGGUACAGUUGAUGACCCAUCCGCCGAAGACCCAUUUAAACAUGCCUAGCCAUCGUAAUACUCCAAGUAAUAGUUUCAUCGAGAAGUUCGGGGAGCAGCCUAUCGGGAUCUUCUCCAUGUGGUCGAUCAGACGACAUCUCCGUUUACUGAGACUUUUGUCAAAUUAAUGCGAAAACAAAAAUAAUUGGUUAUCAGUCAUCACUGACCUUAACCUUUGCCUCUUAAAUAUAAAAGUGCAAUAAAUAUAUAUAUAUAUUUUAUGUAUCUCGUUUCAAGUAAAGUAUCGAUAUGCUUACAUCAAGCCAAUAUAGUUUUUUUUUUGUUGACGGCAGUUUAGCCAAUGCACCGGAACACAUAUAGCUCCGUUUAGUCUCAUUUCACAACGCCCUCUAUCGUCAGAGUCAGCAGCCUAACAUGUUAGCCUAUGGAAUUUUA